Messenger RNA from Cooperia oncophora, 1032 nucleotides. NCBI's taxonomy places the organism in Eukaryota, Metazoa, Nematoda, Chromadorea, Rhabditida, Trichostrongylidae. The record is from the annotation of a GenBank genome assembly.
AUGCAUUUGAUAGCAGCCAAUUUGUGGACGUGGAUCCGAUAUGUGUUGAUGGAGGAAGGAGUCAUGGAGAAAGAAAUCAGAGACGUAUUCAAGACGAUAAGUAAUCGAUCUCAGCCCGAGAUGGAUGAGGCAUCGCUUGACGCCUUUGAACAUCGUGAUAUUCAGGUCAUGGGCAGUUGUCAUGCAGCCGAAUGUAUACUAGGGAGCUUGUCAGAAGUGAUGUUCACGGCAAUUGUCGAAUAUUCAUUAAUCGCAGCUGCAGUAAUGUAUAUUGUGUGGAGAAAUAUAGGUGAAGUAGGCCAUGGGUCAGAGUACGUGAAACGAAAGCAUCGUAUUCGAAUGGAUUGUUCGAAUACCACGACUGGUUUGUUCCUCGGAUUACUCUUUUUGGCGGCUACUUUUACUUCAAUGCUGGUCUACUAUGGGUACUCGAUUCUUGGAAAAAGCAAGAAGGCGGCGUUUGCCUAUGCUCUUACAGACAUUUCUCAGUACGUGAUAGCCUCCAUCGGUUGUGUUAUGGCAAUCUAUCAGAUGAGAAAAUUGGCGUUUGUUGACAAAUGGAACAACAGUGGUGCAUCACGGGACCAGGAGCUUUUGGACCGAAUCCUUCUGUGGUUGGGACUAGUUGGUGAGCUGAUCUACUCAGUAGCAGGGCUUGUUGGACUGACUGGAGACGCACAAUGGCAACCAUUAGCAUUCCUUCUGUUUUUUGUACAUAUAUUCAGACUCAUACAGGUUGGAGCCCAGACAUUCCUGAUCUAUCUGGCUUCGAGAGUAAAAGUUGGCACAGCAUCCAGACAUAACCAACCAGGAAAGCAAGCAAUUACUUUCCUCCUAGCAGCUAAUUUGUCGAUUUUCUUGAUGAAUCUUUUUGAAAGUGAAAAACCAGGCAUCUCCGAAAGUAUAAUAGAUUUCUACGGGAAACGGUCAUGGGUAUUCCUGGUUCGCAGUUUUUCUCCACUGACGAUCUUUUAUCGAUUUCAUAGCUCUGUUUGCCUCGCGGAAGAUUUGGAAAAAUGUCUAUGCGAAUAA